AUGAUACACCCAUACUUAUCCUCAUCGACAAAAAUAACCAUGGCCACAACUACUGUACAAGCCACGGGCCCUAGCACUCCGUCCGUUUGUGGGCAGCGAACGUUUCCGUCCAUCAUUGACGAGAGAGCUGCCCACCAACCCAACCGAACGUGUUUCUCAACGCCACGCACGUCGGACCCCCGCGAUGGGUGGAGAGAUGUUACCUAUAAAGAAUUUGCGAAUGCUGUCAACUACACCGCUCGCUUCAUUCUGGACAACUACGGAGUUCCUGCUCCCAAUACGUUUCCUACCAUUGCCUACAUAGGCCCCAACGAUGCUAGAUAUUGUAUCAUGACUGUCGCCGCUAUCAAGGCAGGAUACAAGGCCCUAUUCGUGUCUCCCAGAAACCCUCUCGAAGCACAGUUGAACUUGUUCAAAUUGUCCGAUUGCCAGUUGGUGGCACGCCCACCAUCACACCAGUCAGUUGUCGACUUUUGGGUGCGACACUGGGACAUGCGGCAGGUGGAAAUCGAGCCUCUGCACGACAUUUUGUCAAAGCCGCAAGUGCCGAACGUACCAUACACAAAAACCGCAGCGGAAGCAGACUGGGAUCCUUUUCUUGUCCUCCACACCAGCGGUAGUACAGGUCUUCCAAAGCCGAUUGUUUUGAAGCAUGGCUCCAUUGCUUUGACGGAUGCGCAGCACCUGUUCCCCGAGUGGAACGGCACAAUCCCCAUUGCAAAAGCAAUGGAGACGUUGGCAGAGACACAUUUUAGCCCAAUGCCGCUUUACCAUGCGGGAGGUAUUUAUGGGUUCAUUGGGACGGCAGUUCUCAGCAACAGAACUAUAGUCUUCCCCUUCCCCGACCGUCCGCUUACCCCCGACCUCACCAUUGAGAUUCUCCAGGCCACAGGUGCAAAGAGCGCUUCGCUGCUACCUUCUCUUCUGGAGGAAAUGUGCCUUCGGCCUGACCAUAUCGCGGUCUUGAAGCGGCUGAACUUUGUUGGGUUUGGCGGCGGUCCUCUCAACAAAGAGGCUGGUGAUAUUCUAUGCAGGAAUGGCGUGACCUUGCUCAACAUUAUCGGUGCUACUGAGACACUACCUUUCUGCAUCUAUCACCAGAAGAACCAGGAGCUCUGGCAAUACUUUAUCUACAACGAGGAACUCUCUGGCCUCGAAUUUCGAAAGGCAACAUCAGACGAAGACGUUUAUGAAAUGAUUAUCACUAGGAAGUCGAAGCAAAUUCCUGUUCAAGGCAUUUUCUACACCUUCCCCGACAGAGAGGAGUACGCAACCAGCGACUUGUACAAGCCUCAUCCGUCGCUGCCGCAUCACUGGAAAUUCCAUGGCCGAGCCGACAACAUCAUCAACCUCUCCAAUGGCGAGAAACUAAACCCAGUCAAGAUGGAGGAAAUCAUUGCCGGAAACCCUGAUGUGAAGGCUGCUCUCAUCGUGGGAACUCAGAAAUUUCAGCCAGCUUUGAUUAUCGAGCCUUUUGUGCAGCCCAAGACUGACGAGGAGAUUGACGACUUGAUUGAACGCGUCAUGCCGCAAGUUGCCGAGGCUAACGAGACCAUUGCAACGCACGGUCGAAUUGUUCGGCACUUGAUCACAGUGUCCAAUCCGGCGAAGCCCUUCCUGAUGGCAGACAAGGGCACCCUCAAGAGAUCGGCGACAAUCAAGCUUUACGCCGAUGAGAUUGAGGAGCUCUACGCUAAUCCGAGAGAGGUUCCCCUCUUCAAAGUGCCGCGCCUCGACCUGGGGUCCCAAGCCGCCCUCAGCAGGUCGAUCGAGAAGCUUCUCCGCGAGCACCUGGGUGUUCCUCACUUGGAGUCCAACGUUGACUUUUUCGCGGCUGGCAUGGACUCAUUGCAAAUCAUUGCCGCCGCUCGUUCUAUCACUGCGAGUCUCCGGGCUACUCAUAAGCGCUACAGCAGCACAACUAUUGAGGCUCGCGAUAUGUACACCCACGUAACUCCCCACCAGCUCGCCGGCCACAUUUUGCAAUCUAGCAAGGGCAAGCCCGAAGGAGAUGCUACCAGUGGUGACAGUCAGAACCUGAAAGCGAUGGACAGACUGUAUCAGAAGAUGUCAAAGGACCUGAUUCACGCCAAACCUGGGCGCCCAGAGCCAGCGAAGGAGCAGCAGACCGUCAUUCUCACCGGAUCGACCGGGAACAUGGGCUGCUACCUACUCAAUGAGUUGAUCCACAACCCGCACAUCAAGAAAAUCAUCUGCUUCAACAGAUCAAAUGACGGUGGUGCCGGAAAGCAGGCCAAUGCCAUGAAGGAACGUGGUCUAGCACAGCCAGAGAAGAGCGGCAAGGUCGAAUUCUUCCAUACCAACCUGUCACAACCUAAUAUGGGUUUGUCUCAAGAGGUUUACUCGCGUUUGCUCAAAGAGACGGAUCGCAUCGUUCACAAUGCUUGGGCAGUCAACUUCAAUAUGCCUCUCGACGCCUUCGAGCCGCACAUCAAAGGGUGUCGCAAUCUGGCCGAUUUCGCCGCCACGACGGAUAAGCGUGUGUUUAUCAUAUUCGUGUCAACCAUCGGUACCACCACCAACUGGCACCCAAAUCGCGGCCCCGUGCCGGAGAAGUCCUUGCGGGAAUAUGCUGUUUCGGGUCUCGGAUACGGCCAGGGCAAGCUCAUCUCCAGCUUGGUCCUCGAGGAUGCCGCAAAGGUCGGUGACUUCCCUCUGGCGAUCAUCCGUGUUGGUCAGAUUGCUGGGCCUCUCGCCGACCGGGGCAUGUGGAGUCGCCAAGAGUGGCUACCCUCCAUCAUCGCGAGCAGUCUCGUGCUCAAGGCGUUGCCGAGACACCUGUGUGGCAUGAAUACGACCUCAUGGGUCCCGGUGGAGAUCAUGUCGAGAACGAUUCUGGAUAUUGGCGGCCUGACCGAGGAGUCGAGGGACUACCACGAGGGAUACUUCCACGGCAGCAACCCGUCCAUCACAACGUUUGGUAAGCUGAUCCCGGCCAUUCAGCAGUACUAUGGAAAGCACAAACUGCCUGAACUCGUCAGCUUCAAAGAAUGGGUUGAGAGGUUGGAGGCAAGCCGCACGGCGCAUGGAGCGCUUGGUGCCGACCGUAACCCAGGCCUGAAGCUGGUGGAUUUCUACAAAGAAACUGCUACUGUAGGGGAGGACAUACCAAACACUAGGACGCAUGAUACUACGAGAACGGCAGCUUGUAGCCCGGCGCUGCGCUCUGCUGGGCCUGUGACACCGGAAUUGAUGGCCCAUUGGUGUAGGCAGUGGAAUUUUGAGAGCCCGGCUCGCGUCGGUCGUUUGUAA
This is a messenger RNA of Colletotrichum orchidophilum, 3273 nucleotides long. Its product is annotated as male sterility protein. The transcript has 7 exons. The record is from RefSeq and is a predicted model, not a curated record. NCBI's taxonomy places the organism in Eukaryota, Fungi, Ascomycota, Sordariomycetes, Glomerellales, Glomerellaceae. The coding region runs from base 1 to 3273 and encodes 1090 amino acids.